GCCUCGUCAUUUUCACAAUCCGGAUUCAUUUUCCAUCCCCCAGCGCGCGCAUAUGACGAGUCAAAAUAACUCUCUUAUUGUACGGUUCUCUCUUCCGCCUUUUCUUCCAUUCCCUCUCUAAUUCCCCCUUUCCCCUUUCUCUCUCCCCCUCCGACUUGCAGUUAUUCGACAAAAUCAAGGAGUCGCAGCCGGAAGUCCUGCAGAAGGUCUUCGCCGUCAAGGGGGACAUCACCAUGGAGGGACUCGGCCUCAGCGACGAGGACGAGGCGCGACUGGCCGACGAGGUGAACGUGCUGUUCCACGCCGCUGCCACCAUUAACUUCACCGAGCCCAUGCGAGUAGCCGUCAACAUGAACAUGCUGGGAACCAAAAGAGUGGUCAGCCUCGCACGCAAGAUGAGGAACCUGCAGGCCCUGGUGCACGUCUCCACCGCCUACGGAAACUGCCACCUGCCCGAAGUGUACGAGGAGCUGUACCCGGCGCCCAUCGACCCCGGCCGCCUCAUCCAGCUGACGGAGUGGCUCGACGACAAGCUCCUGGAGGACAUCACGCCCCGCCUGGUGGAGCCGCGACCCAACACCUACACCUUCACCAAAGCCCUGGCCGAACACCUGCUCGUGAACGACGGGGAGGGCCUGCCCAUCACCAUCAUUCGCCCUUCGAUCGUGUGUGGCUCGUGGAGAGAGCCCAUCCCCGGCUGGGUGGACAACCUGUUCGCGUUCACGGGGCUCCUGGUGGGCAUGGGCAAGGGCGUCCUGCGAUCCCUCUACGUCAGCAACGGCAUCAAGCUCGACUUCAUCCCCGUCGACGUCCCCAUCAACCUCAUGAUCGUCUCCGCCUGGAACACGGCCGUCGGGAGAUACAAGCCCGAGAGCGUCCCCAUCUACUGCUGCUCAACCGGAACAGACCAGCCACUGACGAUCGAGGAACUGGCAGAACACCUGAAGAAGUCGGUGCGCAAAUACCCCUUCAAUUACCCCCUGUGGUACCCGGACGGCUCGGCUAAGAACAUCAAAUUCCUCCAUCAGCUCCAUGUCUACGCGGUGAACAUCAUCCCAGCCUACAUCGCGGACACCAUCAUGAGAAUCCUUGGAAGAAAGCCCAUCGCCGUGAAGCUGUGCAACAAGAUGGUCAAGGCCGUGAGCGCCCUGGAGUACUUCAUGCUGCGCGACUGGACCUUCCACACGUCCAAGACCAACGCCCUGUGGCGGUCCCUCAGCCCCGCCGACCAGGACCUCUACCACUUCAGCGUCAAGGACCUCGACUGGGACACGUACAUCCAGACGUACCAGAAGGGCUGCAAACAGUACAUCAUGAAGGAGGAGCUCUCCACCAUCCCCUUCGCCAAGAAGAUGAUGACGCGGAUGCACGUCCUCCACCGCAUCGUGCAGCUGUGCCUCAUGUACGGCGUGUGGUGCCUGCUGUCCACCGACACCGCCUCCGCCUUCUACUCCGCCUGCUUCAACGGCGCCUCCCAGCUGCUGUCCCUCACCCCGGCCUUCGUCGCGGCGGAGGAGGCGGCGGCGACCGGCUCGUAGGGCCCCGCGACAGGCGCCCCAACUCCCACAACCCGUCAGCCAGUGCCCAGAGGCCCCAGUCCAGCCACCACACGCGCAUCCAAGGCCUGUCAGCUGGUGUUGAGGUCUGGGUGAAGUCAUCCAGGAGGUCACUCUCGCUGAGACGCCUCACUGACACUAGCAUCUACCUCGUGAGCUCUGGAGGAGGCGCCGGGGAGGACCUCACCCUGUGCGCCCCGAUCAGUAGGGCAUUUUGCUUGCUACCUUAGUUGGUUCUUCUUAGCGAGUGAUCAGCGAGUGUCUGUAGAUUCAUCCCCGAGAAUUUUACAGGAUUUUUUGAAAGAAAGGGAUAUGAUGUGCUCAUUUUGCUUGGAAAAUUCUUAUACCAGUAUCGGACUUUCGAAUCGAGUCGCAUUUUUUUUUGGUCUCCAAAAAGAGGGUUGUAUUUGUUUUCAUAUUUCUGCAUUGUCUCUUUGGGCACUAACUCUCCCCCGCGAGUUGCACUAGGUCGCUCAACAUCACGUGAACAGGUGCUCAAGUACCAGUCUCUUAAGGUAACCCAAGGUAUUACCAAUAUGUAUAAUACCGCCUUGUAUAUAGUGUUUUUUCUUCUUUUUUUAUUCUUUAGUGGAAGAUGUUCUGCCCCAAAGACUUAAUGAAUCACAUGCCAUUUUAUCGAUGGACAUUUAACGAAAGACUUUUUAUCACAAAGUAUUUUUUUUAAACGUUUGCACACUUCUUUGUUAUAUCACGCUGUUAUGUUUGUUCUUUAUCAUGAUGGCGGUUACUUGAAAAUAAUAUUUAUAGGCUAAGAUUAUUUUAUUCUAUUGUGACAGUAAUAGUGUAAUCUGUAACUGUUGAACAAAAUAUUCUCAUCUGCUGACAGAUAAAUUGCCUUCAAAGUUUUGUACAUUCGUGUUCUCCAUAUUUUUGUCUUUAUGUCAGUGUAGUUUAUUGAUGAUAUAGUUUGUUAGGAAUCACUGCUUAACCUGGAUCAAAAAAAUGACAGCUUUGUGUGACCUCCCUCUUGACAUUAGGUUGAAAUCUCGAGGGCUGAAAUAGAUCGUGUUGAAGAAAAAUAUUCAUGGCAGGUUCAGAUUUCGAGAGCUAUGCUAUUUAACGACGAAGGGAAAAAAAUGAUGUUAGGUUCAAAUUCCGCGGGCUGGAAUAUUUAGCAUGGAGGAAAAAGAAACGAUGUUUAGGUUCUAAUUCCGAGGCUGGAAUAUUUAGCAUGGAGGAAAAAGAAACAAUGUUUAGGUUCUAAUUCCGAGAGCUGGAAUAUUUAGCAUGAAGUGAAGAUAACAAUAUUAACUUAAUUAAGCAUAGCCUAUUUGUGUCCCCUUAUGUCUCAUGCACUUACAAAGGGGUUCAUUUAGAAAAUAUAUUGAAAGUGGACCAACGCAUCGAGUUGUUUAUUGUUUUUUUUUAGAUAUAUAUUUUUGAUGAUGUACAUAGUCCUCUGUACUUCCAUACUUUGGCAUGCUCUAAAAACACACGAUAAUUCAUUGGUUUGUUGAAGAUUUAGGCAUUUUUUUUUUGUAUACAGUUUAUCACUUGUCGGUUUAGAUAGGUAAUAUGAAAGGUAUUUCACCUGUAAUAUCUACUUUUCAAGAUCCUUUCUUUUUCUCUUUCUCUCUCUUUUUAUCCGAAAUAACUUGAAAAUUACAUAUUACACGUACUCUCUCUGCUAUUCGCCGUCAUUGAUUUUAGACUUUCCGUUACGCAUAAAAGGAAAUGUGUUGUGUUGUCACGUGUAUGACAAGGGUCGGCACUCAGGUCUCACUUCUCUAUUUCGUUACAUCCAGGCUCUAGCAGCUAGCUCUCUACCCUUCUUGAUUUUGAAGGAAUUUUUUUUUCUCUCUCUCCCUUUCCCGUGUUUUUUUUUUUUUUUUUUUUUUUGUAAAUCCAGUAUUCAGAAUCGUAAGUGACUUCCCCCCCUCCCCCCUUCCCACUAUUCUUAAUGUCCAUCUGUACUAUUUAGGUUCAAUUUAUCGUUAUGUAUAUUUUCUCUCUGUCUGUCUGUUCAAAAGGGAGUGAAAAUGUACCUUCACUCUUGGCGAGUCAGAUGGUUGUAAACAGUAUUUUUGAUUUUUUUCUGGUGUAUUUCACUGCGAAGAACAAUGGAAAACAAGAAAAUAAUAAGCCUCAGUAUUCAACAAAGUUAAGUUAUUUGCGCCCUGAAGGAUAUAAAAAUCACCGUUGAGGACAGACUUAUUUAUGGUGACUUACUGAUGACUCCAUUCGCCAUCAUUUUAAGAAACCGUCAAAUAAUGCAUUUUGUCGGUUCUUCAGGAGCUCGAAGCCUCCACAAGCAGUCGGUGAAUUAUUGGACUGCACAAUGUACACAAAAGGUGCGCUGUACAUAAAGUUCAUUAUCCUGUGCACUGAAGUCUGGUUGUCGUCCUUAAGAAUGUCUAAUGCACCAGGUUUAUUGAUUUAUUUUUUAUUUAGACAGCACCUGUUGAGGCUACAGGAGGCUGUCCGUUGUAUAUAGUUUAGAUGAUACUUGUGUAUUCCCAUUUUACAUAUUAUUUUGUACUGUACUAAUUAAUUCCUCUAUUAUAAGGGUAAUUAAUAUUUUUUUUCGUCAUUUUAUUUUCAUUUUUUUUUUCAUUUUUGUAUUUAAUUUCCACGAUAUAGUUAUUUUUGUUUUUCGUCAUUUCUAUAAUCAUUUGUUGAUGUUUUUAAAAAUUCAUAUUAUUUUCUUUCCUUACGAUAAACUUCACUUCAAAGUCAUCAUGAGUGUACAUGAUACAUAUCAACCAAAAUCACUUUAUUUAGAGGAUAUAUUUAUAUAUCUGUACCAUUUUUAUCUACCAAUUUUUAAUGUACUAAUGAAUUAAAAUUUUAUUAUCGUGUUUUUAUAAUAAAUUCAUCCCUUAAGGUUUUCAUCACAAAUCUGUAUAGUUUUUUUUUUCAAUGAAUUUUUAUGUAAUGUUUGUGAGAUCCGAAAUCUACGUGUCUUUAAGAAUGUGACAUUGUACUUGUAUACUGUAGCUCUGAUUUUCAUUAAAAAAUUAACAAUAUAA
Messenger RNA from Penaeus vannamei (Pacific white shrimp), 4546 nucleotides. Lineage: Eukaryota; Metazoa; Arthropoda; Malacostraca; Decapoda; Penaeidae. The record is from RefSeq and is a predicted model, not a curated record.